AUAAUCAUAACGUUUUGCCUAUACGCAGAACGAAUGCAGACAAUGCACGAGAAAAGUGUGGAGAAUGGGAACGCGAGUGCAAGAAAGCAGCCACAGUUUCUUUUGAGGAGAACGCCGGUGUAGGUGCAUACGUCUCUGUUCUGAUUUUAUGUGUGCAUUAAUAUGGUGAUUUAUAUUUUGUUCGUGAUCUACUGUGUCGUCAGCGCAGCACAAAGCGCGAAAAGUACAACUCAACUCAUCGAAAAUUCAAUAGUCAGAGAUGGAUGGCAAUUUUUCGCACGUCACUUACAUUUUGUGAUGUUGAAGAGGACCUACCAUGUCACUGGGGGGCUCAACAACUCCAUGUGUGUCAUGAUUCCGUUUUCGCCCAAGAUAGAUACGAUGCAACAUGCCCUGAAUGCGACGUUCACUUAUCUCAACUUGAGCUCCACGUAUAAGCUGCAUCCUGAGAAUACUGGGGACAAUACUUCUUACUGGCCGGUUGCAAGAUUUAAGAUGCAAUUUUAUGGGCGUCAUCUCAAAGGAGGGGCCAACUUCCGAAAGAGUGGUCUUGACUUUGUGAACCCAACGACUCUGACACGUGAUUUCGGAUAUGCUCUCUCGCCACCGUUUUGGCGUAUUAUGUACUGCAACAGCCGCUGUGCCGUUGUUGACGUCCGCCAGUUGACGUUUGCCAUGGCUUCUGCAAAUCAGAAGGGCCUCCUGCGCAAGCGACAAUGUGAACUGUGGGUCAGCGUAAGUGAAGAGGAGGAACUGACCACGCCGGAACAUUACAACCAAAGGAAACAAGUCAUUUGCGAAGAAUUCUUCAAAAGAUGGUGCGACACAACAAAUCUGCAAUAUAUAUACAAUCCGAAGACCUGCGCCCGACAGAUUUAAGUAUCCGAUUGAUAGCAUAGUUUUUUUAAAAGAGCCAAUCGCAAGUCUGUUCACUUGAAAUAGAGGCACAUAUCGCAAAAAAUGAACAUAAAAUAAACAGGGCCUUCGAGCGAAUUCGUCUUGCCUCACGUGGAUAUUCAAAAUAAAGGCUUUGUGAUUUACA
Dermacentor silvarum is the source of this 1042-nucleotide messenger RNA. RefSeq lists its product as uncharacterized. The transcript has 5 exons. The record is from RefSeq and is a predicted model, not a curated record. Lineage: Eukaryota; Metazoa; Arthropoda; Arachnida; Ixodida; Ixodidae. The coding region runs from base 163 to 879 and encodes 238 amino acids.